Molecule: messenger RNA, 3078 nt
Organism: Rhagoletis pomonella (apple maggot)
Lineage: Eukaryota; Metazoa; Arthropoda; Insecta; Diptera; Tephritidae
Exons: 2
Biological process (GO): telomere maintenance; DNA repair
Molecular function (GO): DNA helicase activity
Source: RefSeq, a predicted model, not a curated record
AUGCCUACUUUCAAGAUACAGGGUCAAGUCUACCAUCUAAUCGGCUCUUUGUUACCGACCGAUGUUCCAAGGUUUCUGCAAAUAUACUUUGUAGAUAAUUACCAAGAGCAAGCAAAUAUUAGGCAGCAACAUAUCCCUAAUUUAGACUCGGGUUUGGUAAGCAGUCUACAAAAUAUGCUUCAUAAUGUGAACCCGUACGUCAACAGCUUUAAAGCGGCACUUGAAUCCGUCUCAGAUGACGAGUGCAGUAAUUACAAGUUUGUAAUUACUGCUGAUAAAAGGCCAAUUGGAUCACAUCCGGGUCGCUAUAAUGCACCAACCACAAAUGAAGUCGCUGUCCUGUUAGUCGACCAGGAUUGCGAUCGGAGGGACAUUGUGAUAUGCACUCAUGACGAUCGACUUCAAAGAAUCAGUGAGACUCAUCGCGCUUAUGAUUCGUUGCAGUAUCCUUUAAUGUUUUGUCGUGGUGAAGACGGAUACAAUUUUGGCGUAUAUAAUGUUGAUCCUCGCACGGGUGCUCCGAAUUUUAAUAAAAAAACUUCUGCAAUGCAGUUCUACAGUUUUUUAAUCCAAUUACGCGAGAAUGAACACAUCUUCUUACACCGGUUUCGGGGCCUUUUUAAUCAAUUUUUAGUGGAUGUAUAUGCAAAAAUUGAAACUGAACGAUUAGUAUUCAUACGCGCCAAUCAGAAGAAACUACGUGCGGAAAAUUACAUAGACCUAAGAGAUGCGUUACAACACGAUGCUGAUGCAGAAAACUUAGAAAAACUAUUCGGAGCGGUCCGCUGCUAUAUGUUUUCAAUCGAAUGGCAAAAGCGUGGGUUGCCUCAUUCGCACAACCUUUUAUGGCUCGAAGAGAAGAUUAGGCCGAACGAAAUUGAUCGAGUUAUUAGUGCGGAAAUCCCGAACCCAGACACCGAUCCCAUUCUACACAACAUUGUCAAAACCAACAUGAUUCAUGGCCCAUGUGGCUCAUUCAAUACAAACUCACCUUGCAUGAAGGAAGGCCUUUGUACGAAGAGGUUUCCGAAAAAGUUCGUAAACGAAACUGUUACUGGUGAAAAUGGAUACCCAUCUUACCGCCGCCGAGCACCUCAAAAUGGCGGUUUCACUGCCGAAGUAAAUAUGCGCGGACAAUACGUUUCAGUUGACAAUCGGUGGGUAGUGCCUUAUUCGCCAGUACUUUCUCGAGCAUUUGAAACUCAUCUGAAUGUAGAAUACUGCGCUAGCGUGGAAUCGAUAAAGUAUAUCUGCAAGUACGUAAAUAAGGGAAGCGACCAAGCGACAUUUGGUUUACAGAGCAGUGAUCGUGACGAGGUGACCAAAUAUCAAUCAGGUCGCUAUAUAAGUACUUCGGAAGCAGUGUGGCGAAUACUUGGCUUUUCCAUCCACGAACGACAUCCUCCUGUAAUGCAUUUAGAUGUCCAUUUGGAAAACGGGCAGCGGGUGUAUUUUAAUCCUGAAAAUGUAAGGGAACGUCUAGAAAAUCCUCCCUCUACCACACUCUUGGCGUAUUUCAAUCUGUGUCAACAAGAUAGUUUUGCACAAACGCUCCUGUACAAUGAAAUACCGUCCUACUACACAUACAAUAAACAAAGAGGAGUAUUUAAUAGACGCCGACGCGGUCAGCCUGUGGAGGGGUUUCCAGAUGUCCAUCGCGAGAACGCAAUAGGACGAGUGUAUACGGUGCAUCCAAGUAAUAGUGAGUGCUAUUACUUGCGGCUUUUGUUGCACACAGUCAGGGGAGCCACUUCAUAUAAAUAUUUGAAGACUGUCAAUGGCGUUGAACAUUCUACCUUUCACGGAGCUUGCUGUGCACUGUGUCUGCUAGAUGACGACCGAAAUUGGUUUGAAACUCUUGAAGAGGCCGUUGUCAGUGAAACUCCCAGUCGACUGCGGCAUUUGUUUGCAGUUAUGAUAGUGUUCUGCGGACUUUCCCAUCCUGUACAGCUAUGGGAGAAAUAUCAGCGGCAUCUGUUAGAAGACUUUCUCUUCGCGGCUAGGCGAGCUGAUGGAGAUAGUAUUGCAGGUUCUGAUGAGCGUGUUAUUAAUCGUUGUCUUUCGUCGCUUCAAGACAUUGUUAUUUCAAUAAGUGGCAAUCCUUUGAGUCAUUACGGUCUUCCAGAGCCGCAGGAAACCACGGAAGCUCAGCGAGUUAGUAGAGAGUAUGCAGCGGAGACAAAUUACAGUUAUUCUGCGAUGACCGAAAUUGUAAACAAUAAUUCUGGGACCCUUACCGAUGAACAAAAGUCUGUAUAUAACAAAAUAUUAACAAGUGUCAAUAAACAGGAUGGCGAAACAUUUUUUUUGGACGCCCCUGGUGGUACAGGCAAAACCUUUUUGACUCGACUACUACUAGCUGAAGUGAGACGACAAGGGAAGAUAGCACUAGCUGUCGCCUCAUCGGGUAUUGCUGCCACUUUACUCCCUGGAGGCAAAACUGCCCACACUAUGUUUAAGAUACCCUUGAACCUCGAUAUAAAUGAAACCCCAGUUUGUGCCGUAUCGCGAAAUAGUGAAAAGGCGAAGAUUCUUGCAGAGUGCAGCCUAAUCGUUUGGGAUGAGUGUACGAUGGCGCACAAGAAGGCCGUGGAAGCAGUCAAUCGCACUCUCCAAGACAUCCGACGAAACAAUCACAUCAUGGGAAGAAUAACUGUUUUGUUUUGUGGGGAUUUCCGUCAGACUCUACCCGUUAUAACCCGCGGAACCAGAGCUGAUGAGGUGAACGCAUGCCUCAAAUGCUCCGUACUCUGGCCACGGGUGCAGAAAUUGAGUCUGACGCGCAACAUGAGAGCACACUUAGGCGGCAACCCCCGUGCGCAAGAAUUUUCAGAUGCUUUGCUAAAAAUCGGCGAAGGUUCAUUUCCCGAAUCGAAUGGAUUAGUAACCCUACCAGAGAAUCUUUGUAAGAUUGUACCUUCGGUGGAGGAACUAAUUUAUUCAGUUUAUGGAGAUGUAUCUCAAAUAACGCAUAAGGACAACAAUUCUUGGCUUUGCGAGCGAGCAAUACUUACGCCCAAAAAUGACCAAGCAGCUGCCAUAAAUCACAGCAUUUUGGAAAAAGUUGCAGGAGACGAG